Messenger RNA from Acanthocheilonema viteae, 654 nucleotides. NCBI's taxonomy places the organism in Eukaryota, Metazoa, Nematoda, Chromadorea, Rhabditida, Onchocercidae. The record is from the annotation of a GenBank genome assembly.
AUGCCGGGAACGGAGGAGCUCGAGAAGUACCUGGAUAACCUGGUGGGCCCGUUGCGUGUAUUGCUCCACGUUGCAGAGCCGUCGCGGGUAUGUGAUGGUAUAAUCAAAGAAAUUGAAUCGUUCAACAGAAAGCGGCUACUUACCGGUUACGUUGACUCCCUCGCAGCUUGUUUUGAUAUACCUUCAGUUGACAUCUGGCGCUGUUUUUAUUCUCUCAUACAACUACGUAAUUAUGUACGUAACAACAAGGUCGCUGAAUCUAAUCUCAAGGAUAUUUUAUUACGGGAUUCCUUCAAUGACGAGCUUAUAAAAACAAUAAUCAACUUUAUGAAUGCUGAGCAAUCUUAUAAACCUACCAUGGUGAAUGCUUUGUCUAAGUAUCCGCCAUUUCGAUCUCUUCGUUGCCGCUUACAGAUUACGAUUGGCCGGAUGGUAUUGCUGCAUGCACCGGACGUAAUGCUUCAAUUUUGGCUUCGUGUUGGCAGUGGUGAUGGCGGUGGUGACUGGACAACUGGUAAUGCUGUUGAGACUUCUACUUCCGUGGAGGAGGAGAAAAUUUUCGUGAUGGAUUGUGAGAUGCUAAGCAGAUUAAUCGAAGAAAUUGAAAAAAUUAUAUCAGUUGCUUGUAAAUUGGAGCGUUUACAUUUGAAAUAA